This is a messenger RNA of Lepisosteus oculatus (spotted gar), 3083 nucleotides long. It is a transcript of the gene rnf168, whose product is annotated as ring finger protein 168. Lineage: Eukaryota; Metazoa; Chordata; Actinopteri; Semionotiformes; Lepisosteidae. The record is from RefSeq and is a predicted model, not a curated record. Gene Ontology annotation, biological process: protein ubiquitination; double-strand break repair. Gene Ontology annotation, cellular component: nucleus; site of double-strand break. Gene Ontology annotation, molecular function: ubiquitin-protein transferase activity; nucleosome binding.
GUAUCACUCCUCCAGCUCAGAUUCCCGGGUUGGUUGAUUUACAAAGGGUGAAAAAAGCAUUUAUUUUUUACGUUGUGAAUUAGGAAACGGGUUUGUUUUCUUUAGAAUGUUAUAAUCUAACAGAAUUAUUUUUGUUGUGUUAAUGUACUUUAUGUGUGCGUUUUAAACAUUUCUGACCUCCGCGGUCGUUGCCGCAGGCGCGGGCAGUGUAGGUUCCCAUCUGAAGCGCCACAAGAGACCAAACAGGUGACACGGUUUUUAAAUAGAUUCCUGGUUUUACGGAGUUGUAUCCGUCAUUUGGUCAGGGACUUGGGAUUGGGAGCUAAAAUCCCAAUAAAAAUUAAAAAAUGAUACAGCAGAGGAGAUAUCACAACCUGUAGAAGAAAAUAAGGAUUUCUGCUACAUCCUUUAAAGACAGGGAUAGCUUUAAGUGACACUAAGAGAUUCCUCUUGCAGCAGUCUCUGGACCUCACUCUUUUCCCCUUCCUCCAGUGGGAUUCGGGAGAGGGGGGUGGGACAGGUAGAGAUGCCCGAGGUGCCGAAGGAAGAGGAGCAGCUGUCCCACGCGGACUGUAUCUGCUCCGUUUGCCUGGAGAUCUUCCUGGAGCCGGUCACCCUACCCUGCGGCCACACCUUCUGCAAGACGUGUUUCCAGCAGACGGUUUACAAGGCCAGCAUGUGCUGCCCGCUGUGCCGCAAGAGGGUGUCCACGUGGUGCCGUCUGCACAGCCGCAACAAGACGCUGGUGAACGCGGAGCUGUGGAGGAAAGUGCAGGCCGCCUUCCCCCUGCAGUGCCAGCGCAAGCUCAGCGGGCAGGACGCCGACGACAGCUGCACUCUGGUUCCCCUACGAACAAUCAGCAAACCUGGUGAACUGCGGGAGGAAUAUGAGGCCCAGUUAAGUAAGCUGGCGGAGGAGAAGAGGGCCCUGGAAGAGGCCGAGAGGCAGGCGAGCGAGGAGUACAUCCGCAGGCUGCUGGCCGAGGAGGAGGAACGGCAGGCAGAGGAGAGGAGGAGGGAGGAAGAGCAGCAGCUGGAGCACGACGAGAUGCUGGCGCGCCUGCUGAGCCAGGAGCUGAACUCCAACCAGGUUUUCCAACCCCAGGGAAACCGCACGCAGGUUGCAUCACAAGUGCAGCACCCUUUGGUAAAAAAGAAGAGGAAAAGUGGUGGAGACAUUGAGAAGUACCUGUCUCCUAUAUCGCACCGAUCUUCAACCUGUCAUGUGCAUCCUGAAACAGGCCAGAGCGCAGGCUUGUCUGCCAAUAAGGAAAACAUCAGUUUCAGUGGACCAGUUUUUAAUGAACAAGGAAUUCCAAAAUUGAGCCCUCAAGCCAAAUCCCGGUUCUCUGAGAGGACGUGUGGGGAACUGGUAGAAGAACCUUCCAUGCCAGAACUGACUUUCUGUGGCAAGAUGGACUGCUGCAGGGAUCUUUCAGAGACACCGAUAAAGUCCGAAGACAUGCAGUGCAGAGACACAGAAUGGGGCCCUGAGCAGAGCACAUAUGUCUUUAAUAAUGGUGGGUGCAGCACGGAUUUGAGGAGCUCCUUCGAGAGCAUGGGGACUGCAGAGAGAGAUGGUGAAUUGAGCGCUGACACCCGUCAGGGUCCCCACACCAAGACAGAUGUCCGGAAGAGGAAAAGCAAGGAGUGCAGGCAAGAAAUAGACAGUGAGUUGGCAAGUAAAAGGUUGAAAGCAGUGGCCAUUGACUUCGAGUCUGGGGGGGUAUCCGAUUUCCCAGUCGAUGUUUCGGGCAUCCAGGAGCAGAUGAAAUUGGAGGAGCAGAUGUUGAAGAGGCAGCAGCAGGAGGAGGAGGACCGACUGCUUGCCCUAAAGCUGCAGAAACAGCUCGACCAAGAGAGUAAAGCUGUGAACAGAAAGAAGGGAUCUCCAGAUGAGUACCCCUUCCGUGAGAAGUUGCGGCAGGCCCACGGUAGCGGCUCAGGUGACUCGGCCACUGGGAGCAGUCAGGGGUUGAGCUCAGGGACUCGGAGGUCACGGUCUUGUCCCUCUGCACAACAGAAAGAAGCAGACACUGUAACGGAGAAGUCAAGGCAUUCUGAUUGUGAUUCCUUGAGAGAUGCAGCAGGCAAGACGAAUUCGGCUAUGACUGCUACACCGACGACUAGCUCAAAAUAUACCAGGAGGCAGAUGACCCUCUUGAACAUGUUCCAGAGCCAAUCAAGAUAACGCCUCUUCAGGAAGGGAUAUCAAAGAAAAGUGCUCCUUCACUAGAAUGUCAUUCCACUUGUCCCUUUGUCGUUCCAGUUUUAUCAGUUUCCAAAAUAAGAUGAUCGUCUUUAUUUCUGUUGGUAUUUGAAGCAUGUAAAACAGGAUCAAGACACUGUUUGCUGUUUAAAAUGAAACUUCAUAUCUUCUUCCAGAAGUUUGAGAAAUCAAACUAUAAAAUGAAUUGUAAAAAGUACUUCUCUGUUUUUUUUUUGCUGUCUUGAAUAAUUUUGUUAAUAAAAGACUACAUUUCAGGAAAGUGAAAGGAAAUAUUAGUUGCUUAUUGAGAUAUUUAAAUAUCUUAAUAUUCAUUCAUAAGAUUAAUAUGAUAACUGUAGAGCAGAUUCUAAAUUUAGGGAAGGAACUUGUCUUUGGGGAAAGAAAGUUUAGAGAAUCACUCUCUGUAUCCUUUUCAAUAUUACAGGUUUUCCAAUGACAAGUUCCUGAAUUGCAAGGUGUUACAUUUAUGGGGUAAUUGUUGGGCUGCAUUCAGGUUAUCAAUUUAAAAAAGACAGUGACUUCUGACAGUGGGUUAGUAUUGUUAAGUAUUUGCUUAAAUGGGUUGAAAGCUGAACUAGUUUUGUUUUCCAGGGUUUAAGUAAACUCUAACCCUUUGUUAUACAGUUACUACUGUUAUAAUAUGCCACAUUGAAAUUAUCUUGCAAUCGAGAAAAAACUGUAUAGUGCCAUGUAUUUUAUUUCACAUUUUUUUACUGUGUACAUCCUUUGUACGCUGUUGAUCAGUUUUACUCUGUGUUAACCAGUUAUUGCUGAAAAAUAGAACUAUGAAAAAUAUAUUCUUUUUUUUCCAUAUUCCAAAGAUGUUUAGCAAUAAAGGAUGUAGUUUGAGAAA